This is a messenger RNA of Leptopilina boulardi, 1136 nucleotides long. RefSeq lists its product as uncharacterized. The record is from RefSeq and is a predicted model, not a curated record. Gene Ontology annotation, molecular function: DNA binding. The transcript is spliced from 6 exons. Bases 1 to 1128 code for a protein of 375 amino acids. Gene Ontology annotation, biological process: negative regulation of DNA-templated transcription. Lineage: Eukaryota; Metazoa; Arthropoda; Insecta; Hymenoptera; Figitidae.
AUGAAUAAUUUGAAUUCCAUAGCACCUGACGUUGAAAAGAAUUCUGAUUCUAUCGACUCCUCUUCGUCAACAUUCACGAAAAAAGGUUUAGAAGAUGAUUUAAAUCCGGAUUCUUAUAAGGAGGAACAAGUUUUCAAUGGCCAAGAAUUUGGUGGAGAAAAUUAUAGAAAUACCAACACUGACAAUGCAGCAUUUGAUGAUGAGGAUGAGCUAGAAAUCGAUGAUAAAGCAACGAUACGUCAAUUGAAACGUAGAAUAAUUGUUUUAGAAACGGAAAAUCGCUCCUUACUGAAGGCAAAUAUAAAAAUGCAGAAGAAAGUUGUUGACUGUUUCACACAAGUGCAAACAACUGUUAACAAUAUUUCUAAUUCAGCGCAAAUAGAAUUGGAAAGAAAGAUUUACACUGGCGAAGAAUUGUCCGUGGGGGAAAUAAAUGAAUCAGCAAACCAGAUUCAUGCUGGGUUUGGUGUCUGGGUGGACCGAGAUAAAUAUGAUACGAUUAGAUAUUCACAUAAGAUAAACACCCAAAAGUUUAUAAAACGAAUGGCAUCUGAGAUUUUUGGUGAUGAUGUACUUAAAGCUUCUACAGUGAAAGGGCAAACAGACAAACCUGCUCUUCAUGUUAUCGGUAUUGAAGCUUUAAAAGCUAUUAGUAAAUAUUGGAUGAAGGAAGUCAGAAAUAUGAGUGACUCAGAUAUUGUAAAGGAGCUCUUGAGUGUUACGAAUUACCUCAACCACAAAAUCAACGAUCUUAAUCGUACUAAUCGUACACCGAAAAAAGCGAAAGGUGUUAAAAGAAAACAAACAGAUCAAAACUCUAAGACUGAAAUCAAGAAACAAAAGAAGAAUUCUUCUAAAAACGUGACAAAAGAUGGGUCGAAAUUAAAAAACCCGAACAGUACUGUUGAAAAAUCGAAAAGCGAUAAUAAAGAAUCAGAAGUUAAUGAAGAUGAGAUUCAGGAACGCAGUUCCGAAAAGUUAGAGAAAGAUGACUAUUCGAGUGAUUGGGAUAGUAAAAAAUUAUCGGAUGCUGAAAGUGACGAGGAUAAAGAGGUUGAUAUUGAAAGCUUAGAGGAAAAAGUUGAUUCUCCAGAGCCAAAAGAGCUGUCGGAUAGUGAUGAAAACUAACGUAACUU